AGGUUCUUCCCUGUAUAUUAUGACUAAAAUAUCUGGUUUGUCAACAAAUCUUCACAUCUACAACUAGAAAUAGUUCUCCUUCAUUUUUUGAAGGGCCUCUACAAGCUGUUUUUUUUUUCCAUAUAAAACCAUUUACUUAUUCCUUGGCAUCAUACUUUGUAUACAUGAUCAACCGUUUCUUGUAUUUGCAGAGAAAAAAAAAAUAAGGAUGGAGAAUGGACAGGUUGAAAACCAUGUCCCCAAACCAGCCAAUGGGAUGGAAGUUAACACACACAGAGACUCUAAGCUGAACUCUGAUGUAGAGAACAUAGAGGACACAGUGGAGUUCAAGCUGAUGAGGGCCUACGCUCAGAGGAGAAGGCCGAAGAAGGUUGACCCACACAAGGAAAACGGCAAGGCUUUAACAGACUAUAGCAAUGAUGCAGACCCCACACCAGGUCAGACGACAGAAAAGACUGAGAAAGAGGAGGGGAAGAAAAAGAGGAAGAAAAAAACAAUAUGGAGGCAUUUGAAACCUAUCCUGAAGUGUGUUAGGCCUCAGACUGAUGAUAUGGAAUCGACACCAACACCAGCAACACCAACAUCAGACGAGACACAAGACGAUCCCAACCUGCGAUGUUUUCCUAUGGCUUUCACUCUGGAUGGUGAUCACGAUUCGUCCAAAGAUGAGGACGAGCUAGGGGAGGUGGCGUCCCGUGUGAUCGGGCUCGCCGACGAACUUGAGUUAACCGAAACCCCCUCAGAACUGGAGACGGACUGUCCAGAGGAUGCACGCUCUAAAGAUGAUUUGGAAAAGACUAUUGGUCUCCUGCUGAGGAACGUGGGGGACAACAUAGACAAAGAGUUUAAUAUUUUACAAAUAGCUGCAGACCUUUUCUUGGACUACAACUUCUUCUCUAAGCUUCUCAACACAUUCUUUGUAAGAAUCGGAUUCAGGAACUCACACUCCGACGCUCUGGGACCCCAAGCAGGAAACAAAACCCAGGUCGCCGCCACCUUGGAGAUAACAAGUCGUCUUUCCUCUGUGGAGGCACUUCCCAGAAGCCGGCUAUUUGAACACGGAGCCCGUUAUCUGCAGGAAUAUUAUUCAUCGUGGGCUCAGCAGCAGGGCGGAUACGUACGUACACCCCCACUUCCUGCUUUUAAUAACCAGCUCUUCACUCUAAAACGUAUUUAAAAUGUUCCCCUUUUUCUCUCACAGGAGGCGAUUUUUCAGGAUGAUGAGGAAGUUGACUGAUACGGUCGCAGAAAUCGAGCAUCACUAAAAGUUUUCAAAGAAACAAAUUGAACUCAGGACCUUCUUUCUUUGAAAUUCUCAAAUCAGUUUUCAAGAAUGUCUUGAAAGCUUGUGGUUUAUAAACCUACUGUGAUCCAAAGAUCUCUUGCAGCCAGCAGUCGGUUUGUCUCUGCAGGGAUCAACGAAAAAGAAGAAAUCAUUUUUAUGGAAAAUUAUUCGUAAAGCUUUUGUUUACUUUGUAAAGUUCUAAUUAUGUUUUUUGUCUUUGUACUUCUAAAGGCAUUAAAUGUCUUAUCUCACUAGCACUUUUAGAAAAAAAGAGUGGGGGAGAGGGAAAACUUGAGCUUUUUCAAUGAUGGUAUAAUUUUAAUUUAUUUUGUUAAAAUAUCAAUUUUCUAAUUUUGUUAAAUUUUUAUUAUAAUUUUUUUAUAUAUAAUUUUUAGAUGCGCUUGUUAUAUUUCAACUGUGUUUUUUACCCUUUUUAAUAUGACCUGUGCAUCUGAUGUUUGAAGUCACAAACUUCAAUAUGUUUUAUCUGGUUUAAAAUGUUCCAAAGUUAGAUAUUGUUUUAUAAACCAAACCUGCUUUUAGACCGGCACAAAAGAAAACUGACAUGUCUGAGAUGUUCCUCUGUCUCCACUUUUCUCUCACUAUCAUUCAAAACUGUAAGUCCUUUACAGAAAAGGUAAAGUGCCAAAAUAAUGAAAGUGGACUCAGAGGUUGUUUCUUAAGGCGGAUAGUUCGGCUUGAAUUUAUUUAAGGAUGUAAUCGUGAACUGGACUGAUUUUAAAAGAAUUAUCUUCGAAUGAAGGACAGUUUUUAACUCAUAUGGGUUUUUUUUUAUUUUUUUUUUUAUUGGACCAUCAUUUUAUUAGAUGUAGCACAAGUCCUUUUAAUGAAAAGGAGCCCAAACUGAAGUAGUUUAAGCUUCAAGCUUUUAAAACAUGCAUUUUAUUUUUGCUCCAGAUUAAAUGCACUGCCAAAAUUGUAUAUUUUUUGUUUUCUGCAUAUUCUAGGAGUUUAAGUCUUAAUUACACAUAUAUGAUUAUAUUAAAUUAUAGGAUAAUGUGUAUGAAAUUGUCAUUGAAAGCUUUUAAGCUUGUUUUACUUUAAUUUGUUUCUCUGAGCAACAGCAGCCCCAUGUGGUCACAAGAUGAACUGCAUGUCCCAAUUUGCUCAAUUGAUACAUGAUGUACUGUAUUUUGUCAUGUUAAAAGAGUAAUUUGCAAUUCAACUGUGAAUAAAAUAGUUAAUGUUUGGCCUACCUUUUAAACUUUUUUACAAGUAAUUUAUGUUUCCUUGUUAUUUGGAAGUCUACAACUGAAACUACCUAAAGACUACACCCUGAGUUUAA
This is a messenger RNA of Cyprinodon variegatus (sheepshead minnow), 2591 nucleotides long. Its product is annotated as apoptosis facilitator Bcl-2-like protein 14. The record is from RefSeq and is a predicted model, not a curated record. Bases 209 to 1177 code for a protein of 322 amino acids. Lineage: Eukaryota; Metazoa; Chordata; Actinopteri; Cyprinodontiformes; Cyprinodontidae. The transcript is spliced from 5 exons. Gene Ontology annotation, biological process: regulation of apoptotic process.